UCAACCCCAGGGCCGACCACACAUACACCAUGUACCAACUUUCAGAAGAGUCCAAGGAGCGCAUCGCGCGCAUCAUCGAUGUUUCCCGCGUCGCUAUUCACUAUGGCUACCUGCCUUUGAUUCUAUACCUUGGAUACUCCCAAAGCGUUCCCAAGCCGUCUCUGAUCCGUCUCUUCUCACCACUUGCAUAAGCACGAAAUGACGAUAUGACAACGACUUGCGAUUCACUGUACGAUACUAUACACUCUAGGCGCAUGGGUUCUUGGGUACGACAUCUACGCGAUGGUCGGGAAAACGGUCUAUAGAUGUACCCUGGGUUCCAAAUUUCCUCUACUCUAUCAAGUCGCUCGGUAGUCGGCAAAUCUUAUCCCACAUGAGGUGGGAUCUGUACAUGUACAUCAGAGCCUUUAAUACAGAUUGACGGUACCC
Molecule: messenger RNA, 429 nt
Organism: Alternaria alternata
Lineage: Eukaryota; Fungi; Ascomycota; Dothideomycetes; Pleosporales; Pleosporaceae
Product: Tom7-domain-containing protein
Exons: 3
Coding region: 30-191 (53 amino acids)
Biological process (GO): protein import into mitochondrial matrix; protein insertion into mitochondrial outer membrane
Cellular component (GO): mitochondrial outer membrane translocase complex; mitochondrial outer membrane
Source: RefSeq, a predicted model, not a curated record